Molecule: messenger RNA, 2338 nt
Organism: Sinocyclocheilus anshuiensis
Lineage: Eukaryota; Metazoa; Chordata; Actinopteri; Cypriniformes; Cyprinidae
Product: zinc finger FYVE domain-containing protein 1-like
Exons: 12
Coding region: 99-2114 (671 amino acids)
Biological process (GO): lipid droplet formation
Cellular component (GO): lipid droplet
Molecular function (GO): 1-phosphatidylinositol binding; phosphatidylinositol-3,4,5-trisphosphate binding; phosphatidylinositol-3-phosphate binding
Source: RefSeq, a predicted model, not a curated record
GCCUGCAGCACAGUAGUAGCAGCAGCAGCUAGUAGUCUUGGGACAGUUGUAGUCCAAGUAGCUUUCCAGAGAGUUGUGAUGGUUUUAAAUCUUUCACUAUGUCUGAAAUGCUGCUGAAAGAUAUGGAAGAGAUUUCUCUCGGGCCUGUUAAAAUGGACGAGCAGAAGGAAAAUGGACGGAGUUUUCUCCUGGUGGACGAAAACGAAAGCUUGCAGGUGAAGAACGAAGCAGAGUUUUUGCAGAAGUUGGGCUGCAGUGCUGCUCAAGGAGUCAAAGUGCUUUCUAUCUUUGGUAACACGGGCGACGGCAAGUCCCACACUCUCAAUCACGUGCUUUUCAGUGGUGAGGAGGUCUUCGCCACGUCUCCUUCUCCGUCCUCAUGCACGGUGGGCGUAUGGGCCGCUUACGAGCCGUGCCUGAACCUGAUCGUGCUGGACACGGAGGGCCUGCUCGGGGCCGCCAGUCAGCAGAACCGCCGGAUGCGCCUGCUGCUGAAGGUUCUGGCCGUAUCAGACGUGGCCAUCUACCGCACGCGGGCCGAGAGGCUGCACAAUGACAUGUUCCAGUUCCUCGGCAGCGCGUCGGCCGCUUACCUGAAGCACUUCACACCUGAGCUCCGCGCUCUGUCUAGCCGCUGUGGGCUGGACGUGCCUCUCUCCAGCCUGGGACCUGCUGUUAUAGUUUUCCAGGAAACUUUUCGUACUCAGCUGCUAGGCCAGGAUGGCUCUGUCCUGGGGCAAGCAGACACACUUCUGCAAAAGCGCUUCCAUGACUUGGGCCAGAGCACAGACGCCUUCAGCUCUGUUCAGUACGUGGGCACCCAAACCAUCACUCCCCCCACAGACUACUCACAGUUACUGCAGAUUGUCAAUCAGCAGGUGAACAACACAUCCCAGCGAGCCCCGCGCCAGCCUGCCAUUGUGUUCAGUGCAUUGCAGGCCUUGAGCAACAGAUUCUGUGGCGAGAUCUCAGAUGACAAAAUCAGCAUAUGCUCCUUUUUUCCUGAUGAAUAUUUCACUUGCCCAUCAGUCUGUCUCAGCUGCAAUGUUCGGUGUAAGAAUGGCAUGAACCACCAGAAAGACGGGGUCUCACACAUGGCCGAUGGAUUAUGCCAGUAUGCCCACCAAUACAACAAUAAAGUUCUCAUUUGUAAGAGGUGCUAUGAGAGCGGAAGAGAAGUGAUGGUCAUACCGAAAACAUCUGCCUCCUCAGAUAACCAGUGGCUUGGUUUGGCCAAGUAUGCAUGGUCAGGCUAUGUUUUAGAGUGUGCCAGCUGUGGCAUCAUCUACCGCAGUAGACAGUACUGGAUGGGCAACCAGGAUCCAGAGAGCAGUGUGGUGCGGCCAGAGGUCAAGCAUGUCUGGCAGAGGACCGAUGCCUUCCAGACAGACCAUCAGAAUGCAGCUCAGCGGGUUUUGGAUGGAAUGAAUUACAUAAUCCAAUCAGUGACAGAAUACAGCUCAGGCCCAACUAAAGUCGUCACUGCCUGGCUCACAGACCAGGUGGCUCCACCCUACUGGAAACCCAACUCUGAAAUCAUUGAAUGUCAUGGUUGUAAAAGAGCGUUUGAGGAGGCGGAGAGGAAACACCACUGUCGGGCAUGUGGGGAGGGUUUCUGUCAGGCCUGCUCCACUCACAGCAUGCCAGUGCCCGAGAGGGGCUGGGGUGGCAACCCUGUACGAGUGUGUGAUGCCUGUUACCGGCAGGGAGCACCCCAGCACACUGGACAGGUGUGGGAUGCUGACUGGUUUGCUGAGCUGAGACAUUACAUUCUCUCAGGGUUGUGGAUGCUGCUGAUUCACCAAGACCACCGCGGCUCAGCAAAGAGACGCGCUCGUGUGUCUCUGGAUAUGGUCUCCACCGCAGUGGACUACCCCCUAUGUUUCGUAAAGGGAGUUGCAAGACCAGACUAUUGGAUCCCAGACCAUGAGAUCACCCAGUGCCACAGCUGUACUAAACCCUUCACCCCCAGCAUGUCCAAGCACCACUGCCGGGCAUGCGGUCAGGGAGUGUGCGGGAACUGCUCGAUGAAGACCAGGCCAGUGCCCUCUCGUGGCUGGGACCACCCUGUGCGAGUGUGUGAUGGCUGUGCUGACAGCAGGGAUUCCCUGUGACCUUGCUGUGCCUCUGUAGUGCCGCUCUAAUACAGCUUGGUGCUCAGAUGCAGGUUGUAGGCAGUUUUCAUCCUUAGCCAGUGUAAUCGGGGCUGGGAGGAAGACGAAACCCACUGCAGUUGCAUAGACAAACACUCAGGCUCUUCAAAGCAUUAAAGAGUGAUGAUAUCUGGGUUAUAUUUCAUCUCAAAAUCAAAAGAGAAAAAUGCUAAAUGAUAUGUUGC